CUCUCUGCGGUACUCGGAUGUGUGUACACACACACGCACACACUCAAAUACACACAAAUGUUUGUGCGUAAAAUCCCGCAUCCAAACGCGCAGAGGCGCUAAACAACCAGACAAACCAGCGAGAGGCCUUUGACAAUAAAAUCAUAUGUGAUAAAGAGACAGACAUCGAAGCGUUCAUUCAGCCGUAGAGAUGUUAACCAGAAUCCUUCCCCUGAUAUUCCUGCCUUCUGUGCUGACGCAGGAUCUCUGUAAAGAUGGCAAAGAUGGGAAUAAAGUCAGAAUAAGCCUUAAAACAGGUCUUGGAGAUAAAGCUUACGAGUGGAACGAGAGCGAGAUGUUUCUCUUUAAAUCUUCACUAGCAUUUGCAAUGAGGAAACACACCGGUAAUGACAAAUUUGACAUUUCCAACAUACUGGUGUGCAAUGAGACCCGACGCGUGUCAUUCAUAUUUGUGGUGACAUCACCGAACAACACAUCCCAACUGAUUCCCAAAGCAGAGGUGCAGGCUGCCGUGAGAAACAGUAAACAUCGGAUCAACAGUGCGUUCCUGCUAUCAGACAUGACUCUAGAAUUCGUGGGAAUUCCACCAACGCUUGCCACCCCGAUCGAAUACAAAACUCAGCCAUGGCUCAUCGUGUUCGGGGUCGUGAUGGGCGCUGUGGCCGUGGGGAUUUUAGCUUUGCUGAUGUCCACGGUGACCAAAGGGAGACGAGCUAAAGGUAAAGCUGUUGAUUCAGCGGAGGAGCGAGAAGGAAGAGAAGGGAGAGUCAAAGAGAACGGGACAUCACUUACACACCUGGAGUUAAAAGAUGGUGUUUAUAAUGAAGCAUUCAGCAGCGAUGAUGAGCGCUUAACUCAGCUUUAGAUCCACACGAGAGGACCCAACACCUAUAAAGCCAUUCAAAGUCCCUCAAAGGGGAAAACUCUUUCUGCUAUAUGGCAAAAAAAAAUAAAAAUUCUGGCCAAAAAUAUAUAUAAAUAUUUGCUAAAUCCAUUUUUGUAGAAAGUAAAGCUUAAUUAAUUUUUUUUAUAUUUUCCACCCUCCCUUCAGGAACGAACCCAGUUUAUUUCUGCCUGAGGUUGACAACAAUCUUUAAAUUUCAAAAUAUAUUUAGUUUUAACCAUUAUAUAUCAUCGUGUAUUUCAUCAAAUACAAUUUUAAUUUUACAACCCAUAUAGCAAAAAAAUAAUAGUAAUUUUUCUUGGGCAAAAUAUAAAAGUUUAUAAAGUAUGUACAAAACAUACAUUUGUAAGUAAAAAAGUAUAUUUUUGCAUUUGAGUUUUAACCUUUUCAAACCCGUUAUGUUUACAGGUUUGUAACGUGCAACGAUUUUCUUCAAAAGUGAUGUGAAUAUUAAUGCUUUAAAAUAUAUUGAUUUUUAAAUAUAUAUUUCAAAAAAUGCAAAAAAGUCUUUGUAAACAUAUUUUAAAAUAUAUUUCAGUAAUCUUUUUUGUCAGCAUGAUUUCACAAAUUUGAUUCAUUUAUUUGUGUCCCCGGCAUGAAAUUCAGCUUUUUUACGUGUCCGUGGCACAACUUUUUGUUGUGUCAUUUUAUGUAUUGUUUUCUAAUUUUUUCCUAUUUUUAAAUCAUUGUUGCUUUGGGUUAGAUUUGGGGUUUGGGUUAGGAUGUAUUUUUAUGUAUUGGUUUCUACAUGUUUUUCUUCCGCUUUUAAAACUAUUCUCACCUGGAGUUGGGGUUUGGGUUAGGAUGUCUAAAAAUGUUACAGAAAGUGAUUCUAACCCCAAUCGACAAUGGUAAGAAAAUAGGAAAAAAAACUAUAAGAAAACAAUACAUAAAAUGACACGAAAAAGAAAGUCGUGCCACAGACACGAAAAACUAUUUAUAGAAUUUUGUGCUAGUGACAUGAAAAAGACAUUCAUGCUCAAGGCAUGAAAAAAGCUGAAUUUGUGCCAUGGACACAGAUAAAUUAAUUACAUUUUUCGUGACUAUAACACGACUUUCCAUGACAUCGGUCUGUUUUUUGUAUAUUUUGAAAUAUAUUUAAAAUUAUAUUUGAAUUAUUUUUUGCCAUAUGGGAUGGUCCCAAACAAGAAAGUACUGUUUUAUUUAAGUAUUUGUUAUUCGUAAGAGUUUAAAGAUUAAAAUAUUUGUCUUUAAUUUUGUGUAUGUUAAUAUCAAGGCUUUCUAUAUGCUGACAUACUCUUAAAUAUCAAUGAA
Paramisgurnus dabryanus is the source of this 2179-nucleotide messenger RNA. RefSeq names its product collectrin, amino acid transport regulator (gene cltrn). Gene Ontology annotation, biological process: positive regulation of amino acid transport. Lineage: Eukaryota; Metazoa; Chordata; Actinopteri; Cypriniformes; Cobitidae. Gene Ontology annotation, cellular component: plasma membrane; extracellular exosome. The record is from RefSeq and is a predicted model, not a curated record.